AUGGCGCAGCCACCUUUACCAAUCCCUGAUCUUAACGGGGCGGCGCAAGCAAUUGUAGCCAUACUCGCGGCCCUAAUUCAACCGCAUCCAAUGCAAAACCAACCUCCUGGUGGACAGAACGAUCCGGCUCAAGCCGAAAACGAUCGACUUGAUAAUCUCAGAUUUGGGAUCAAUGCACACCGAGGUCUAUUACCAGCAGACUAUCAAAGACUGAACGUAGCACAGAUUAUUGGUACCCAAAAUCAGCUUACUCAAGGCGAUCGGGAUCAAUUAAUGGACUUACUUCUCAAACAAUUUUCUGAGCACCACGGCAUAGACGAGAUACCAGAUAACGAUUGGAAAGAGAAGUGGUAUAAGUCUCUCUUCAAUGGAAAUUGGAACAGUACAAUCAAACCGACUAGACCCCAGCUCUUGAGGAGACAGGGCGUUGAGUCUGCCAUUGUUGCAGGAACUCUCCGUGUGGACUGUCCCCCGCCUUCCACGAGUACGAAACGAAGUCGAGCCGAAUAUGAAGAACAGGAGAUUGAGGCGCCAAUUGACGAGAAUGUUGCUCCUAUUCCUAUUCAUCGACGUCGUGGCGCUACGGUUCUUAUGCGCGUUAACGCAAGUCUGUUGACCAUUAGAAUCAUGUUUCUGGAUAGCAAAUCCCGUCUUAUUCCGGAAAGUUGUGUUAUUCUAAAGGCACCUAUUGAGAAUGUUAUUGCUGAAGCAAUGGUUCAUUUCGAUACAAACGAACAGACUCGGAUUUCUCUAUUUAAUCGCCAAUUCUUAUAUUAUCAGGCCAGAUGCAGAUUACAUCAUUGGUUGCAUGUUGGCCGGAGACAUGAGAAUGUUCCCAACGAGACUGCUUUUGUUCUACAAAAGCCGAAGAACAUUCUAUUAUUUCAGCAGCGAUUGGCCGCUGAGCUCCACAAUCGCUUGGGAGAGAUUGUGCAGAAUGGACGAGGUUUGGCGGAUGAAUUUGGCGAAGGGGAAAUUAAUAACGCGAGAUGA
Molecule: messenger RNA, 993 nt
Organism: Botrytis deweyae
Lineage: Eukaryota; Fungi; Ascomycota; Leotiomycetes; Helotiales; Sclerotiniaceae
Exons: 3
Coding region: 1-993 (330 amino acids)
Source: RefSeq, a predicted model, not a curated record